This is a messenger RNA of Sphaerodactylus townsendi, 610 nucleotides long. It is a transcript of the gene RPL32, whose product is annotated as ribosomal protein L32. The record is from RefSeq and is a predicted model, not a curated record. Gene Ontology annotation, biological process: translation. NCBI's taxonomy places the organism in Eukaryota, Metazoa, Chordata, Lepidosauria, Squamata, Sphaerodactylidae. Gene Ontology annotation, cellular component: cytosolic large ribosomal subunit; ribosome. The transcript has 4 exons. Gene Ontology annotation, molecular function: structural constituent of ribosome. The coding region runs from base 160 to 567 and encodes 135 amino acids.
AGCCCACGGAAGCAGCUGUCCAUCCCGCUGCACUCCCGAGAAAAUACCGACCUGCCAGGACCUGCGGGUGGCGUCCCAUCAGCCUCUGCGGUUUCCCCCUUCGCUCUUUCUCUCGGCGCUCUCGAGCAGUGCAGGAGGUGCCAUUAGCGGACCGUCACCAUGCCAGCCCUCAGACCGCUCAUCAAACCUAAGAUUGUCAAGAAGAGGACCAAGAAGUUCAUCCGUCAUCAGUCCGAUCGCUAUGUCAAAAUCAAGCGUAACUGGAGGAAACCAAGAGGUAUUGACAACAGAGUUCGCAGAAGAUUCAAGGGCCAGAUCUUGAUGCCCAACAUUGGGUAUGGUAGCAAUAAGAAGACAAAGCAUAUGCUGCCGUCGGGGUUCAGAAAGUUUCUCGUCCACAAUGUCAAAGAAUUGGAGGUGCUCAUGAUGAGUAACAAGUCCUUUUGCGCAGAGAUCGCUCACAACGUUUCCUCCAAGAAUCGGAAAGUAAUUGUGGAGAGGGCAGCUCAGCUUGCUAUCAAGGUUACGAAUCCAAAUGCAAGACUGCGCAGCGAAGAGAAUGAAUAGUUGUUCUUGUGCAACAAUAUUUAAUAAAUCAAAAGUACUGAAA